This is a messenger RNA of Arabidopsis thaliana (thale cress), 3507 nucleotides long. It is a transcript of the gene KICP-02, whose product is annotated as ATP binding microtubule motor family protein. The record is from RefSeq and is marked reviewed. NCBI's taxonomy places the organism in Eukaryota, Viridiplantae, Streptophyta, Magnoliopsida, Brassicales, Brassicaceae. Gene Ontology annotation, molecular function: microtubule binding; ATP binding; microtubule motor activity. The transcript is spliced from 22 exons. Gene Ontology annotation, biological process: microtubule-based movement. The coding region runs from base 131 to 2956 and encodes 941 amino acids.
AAACCAGAGAGAUAUCAGUGAAGAGAGUAAAGCUUCUUCUUCACUUUUUCUUCUCCCGAGGAACAAGACGAAAUUGAGACUCUGAUUCAACUUUUCUUCUCAUACUCGUCGAAGAAAAGGAGAUUCCUCGAUGGAAUCACAUUCUUCCUUAUCGUCCUCUUCUUCUUCUUCUCCUCCGUCGUCGUUGUCGUCGGAGAGUUGUUGUGUUAAAGUAGCGGUUAACGUUCGUCCUUUGAUCGGAGAUGAAGUAACUCAAGGUUGUAGGGAAUGCGUUUCUGUUUCUCCGGUAACUCCUCAGGUGCAAAUGGGAACACAUCCAUUUACAUUUGAUCAUGUAUAUGGAAGUAAUGGUUCUCCAUCUUCUUUGAUGUUUGAAGAAUGUGUUGCUCCUCUUGUUGAUGGUUUGUUUCAUGGAUACAAUGCUACUGUCUUGGCUUAUGGUCAGACAGGAUCUGGAAAGACAUACACUAUGGGGACUGGUAUUAAAGAUGGUACAAAAAAUGGGCUGAUUCCUCAAGUUAUGAGUGCUUUGUUCAACAAAAUUGAUUCAGUAAAGCACCAAAUGGGGUUCCAGUUACAUGUCUCUUUCAUCGAGAUUUUAAAAGAAGAAGUUCUGGAUUUGCUGGAUAGUAGUGUGCCGUUUAACAGACUAGCCAAUGGAACCCCUGGGAAGGUUGUUCUUAGUAAGUCACCGGUGCAGAUUCGUGAAUCACCAAACGGGGUUAUAACACUAUCCGGUGCAACUGAAGUUCCCAUAGCUACUAAAGAAGAAAUGGCUUCCUGCCUAGAGCAAGGAUCUCUAACCAGGGCAACUGGGAGCACCAAUAUGAAUAAUGAGUCGAGUCGGUCACAUGCCAUCUUCACGAUUACCUUAGAACAAAUGCGCAAGAUAUCUUCAAUCUCAGUGGUUAAAGACACCGUAGAUGAAGAUAUGGGUGAGGAAUAUUGUUGUGCCAAGCUUCACUUGGUAGAUCUUGCUGGAUCUGAAAGAGCUAAACGAACAGGUUCAGGCGGUGUUCGAUUAAAAGAAGGAAUUCACAUCAAUAGGGGACUUCUUGCACUUGGUAAUGUUAUCAGUGCGCUUGGGGAUGAGAAAAGGCGAAAAGAAGGUGCACAUGUUCCAUACCGUGAUAGUAAACUUACUCGGUUAUUGCAGGAUUCUCUUGGUGGAAAUAGUAAAACAGUCAUGAUAGCUUGCAUCAGUCCUGCUGACAUCAAUGCUGAGGAAACUCUUAACACGCUCAAGUAUGCAAAUCGUGCUCGGAAUAUCCAGAACAAACCUGUUGCCAAUAAAGACUUAAUAUGUUCUGAGAUGCAAAAGAUGCGUCAAGAGCUACAAUAUCUACAAGCUACACUUUGUGCUCGUGGGGCAACCUCAUCAGAGGAAGUGCAGGUAAUGCGAGAGAAAAUCAUGAAACUAGAGUCUGCCAAUGAAGAGCUUUCUCGAGAACUUCACAUCUAUCGCAGCAAGAGAGUGACUCUUGAUUAUUGCAAUAUUGAUGCACAGGAAGAUGGUGUAAUUUUUUCAAAAGAUGAUGGCCUUAAAAGGGGUUUCGAAAGCAUGGAUUCAGAUUAUGAAAUGAGUGAAGCAACAUCAGGUGGAAUUUCUGAAGAUAUUGGUGCAGCAGAAGAGUGGGAACAUGCACUUAGGCAGAAUAGCAUGGGCAAGGAACUAAAUGAACUAAGUAAACGUCUUGAGGAGAAAGAGUCCGAGAUGAGAGUAUGUGGGAUUGGAACUGAAACUAUCAGACAACAUUUCGAAAAAAAAAUGAUGGAACUUGAGAAAGAGAAAAGAACUGUACAGGAUGAGAGAGAUAUGUUGUUGGCUGAAGUUGAGGAACUUGCAGCUAGCUCUGAUAGACAAGCACAAGUUGCAAGAGAUAACCAUGCACACAAAUUAAAAGCACUUGAGACACAGAUUUUAAAUCUUAAGAAGAAACAAGAAAAUCAAGUUGAGGUCUUAAAACAAAAGCAAAAAAGUGAAGAUGCAGCAAAGCGUUUGAAAACUGAAAUACAAUGCAUCAAGGCUCAAAAGGUUCAACUACAACAGAAGAUGAAACAAGAAGCUGAACAAUUCCGGCAGUGGAAAGCUUCUCAAGAGAAGGAGUUGUUGCAGCUUAAGAAAGAAGGAAGAAAAACUGAGCAUGAAAGACUCAAACUCGAAGCUCUCAAUCGACGUCAGAAAAUGGUUCUUCAGAGAAAAACAGAAGAAGCAGCAAUGGCUACCAAAAGACUUAAAGAGCUGCUAGAAGCCCGCAAGUCUUCACCUCAUGAUAUAUCAGUGAUUGCCAAUGGCCAACCACCAAGUCGACAGACGAAUGAAAAAUCUCUUCGGAAAUGGCUGGAUAACGAGCUAGAGGUUAUGGCAAAAGUACAUCAAGUUCGUUUUCAAUAUGAAAAGCAAAUUCAAGUACGAGCUGCACUGGCUGUAGAGUUAACAUCGUUGAGACAAGAGAUGGAGUUUCCUUCAAAUUCCCAUCAAGAGAAAAAUGGACAGUUCAGAUUUUUAUCACCAAACACAAGAUUGGAGAGAAUAGCUUCUCUUGAGAGUAUGUUGGAUGUUUCCUCAAAUGCUCUCACAGCCAUGGGCUCUCAGCUCUCAGAAGCAGAGGAAAGAGAGCAUAGCCUACAUGCUAAGCCUCGGUGGAACCACAUUCAGUCCAUGACUGAUGCCAAGUAUUUGCUUCAAUAUGUGUUUGAUUCCACUGCUGAAGCAAGGUCCAAAAUCUGGGAGAAAGACAGAGACAUCAAAGAGAAGAAGGAACAGCUCAAUGACCUCCUCUGCUUAUUACAACUAACCGAAGUCCAGAACCGAGAAAUCCUUAAAGAGAAAAAGACAAGGGAGCAAACAGUGUCCAUUGCGCUGGCUUCAACAUCAUCAUCAUACUCGGUUUUUAAAUUUAAUCCAUAUUUCCACACUAAGAUCCAAAAUUCUUUAUUGGGAAUUUCUCCUUAAAAACGUAUGCAAAAUUUCACUUGUUGCAGGGAAGUUCAAGAAGCUCAUCAAAGCACUAUGGAGAUAAUAACGCUAGUGACGACCCAUCAUCUCCAUCUUCUACUUAUCAUCGAGCAACAAAGCAUCUCAAAUACACUGGGCCGGGUAUAGUCAAUAUCUCGGUGAGAGAAUCAGAAGCUUUAUUAGAAGAGACGAGGAAGAUGAAAGCAAUGAAGAAAAUGGGACAGAGUGGCAAGCUAUGGAAGUGGAAAAGAAGUCACCAUCAAUGGCUGCUUCAGUUUAAAUGGAAAUGGCAGAAACCAUGGAAACUCUCUGAGUGGAUAAAGCAGAACGAUGAGACCACUAUGCACGUCAUGUCUAAGAGUCAUCAUGAUGAUGAGGAUGAUCACUCGUGGAACCGACACUCAAUGUUUCAAGGUGCUUAAAGCUGUAUGUAUAUACAAGAGCCUUUUUUUUUCUCUGUCAACAGAUUCAAUAUUGUUAUACUUUUAUUACGAAAAUCCGUCGAUAUUAAGAAAAUUCCAAUGCUAAGAAAAUUUACACUUUUAAUA